AUGGCUACCAUGAAUCUCCUCACUCUCCUCGUCGUCCUUGCGGGCCUGCUUCCGACGCUGGUCCAGGGGUUCUGGAAGAUGCCCUGCUACGGCACCAUUGUCCGUGAGCGCAUCGACCCGGUCAUGGAUCCCGGCCUCGUCUCAGAUCACCUUCACCGCGUCGUCGGCGGUUCCGGCAUUAACUUCACUAUGAACGAAGCCUUGACUCGCCGCGCUGGUUGUUCGUCGUGCAUCGUUGUACAAGACAAGUCCAACUACCUGGUCCCCCAGCUGUACUCGUAUGAGUCGACCCUCCUUGGACCUGUCUACACUCUCGUCGAGGACGGUAGUGUCAACAUCACUUACACUCAAAUCCGCAAUGACGGCGAGAUCAUCCACCCUUUCCCCGAGAGCCUGACCAUGACUGCCGGCAACCCUUACAGGCGCAGCUUCUUGGAUGAUGCCAUGGCAAACGCCAUCUCGUUCCGCUGUGAUGGUGGAAAUGUCGAGUUUCCCGGCCUCCCGGAAAGUUGCACUAUCAUCGUCGCCGCCAUCCGCUUUCCCAAUUGCUGGAACGGCCGCGAUGCCACUUCGGAGAACUCCACCCACAUGUCCUACGAUGAGGCUGGCAUUUGCCCUUCGACUCAUCCUGUCCGCGUCAUGACCUUGCGCUACGACUUCGAGUUCGACGCGUCCAAAAUACACCGUACCGCCUCAUCCAAUAAGCUCAUUUUCUCCAUGGGAGACGACACCGGCUACGGCUUCCACGGUGUCUUUAUCAACGGCUGGAAUACGACAACGCUUUCAACCGCUAUCAACACCUGUGUGGACACGGAUACCGGUGAUAUUGCGACAACCUGCGACGUGCUGACCCAGUACGACGCCGAUCAGUGUAUCGACUGCAAAGUGCCUCCUCGUGUGGAUGAACCAAUCGACGGGGUUGGAUAUCUUCCUGGUAGUCAUGACUGGUCAAACGAGAACUGCACCGGGCGCUCUAUUGGUGACUAUCAAAUCGGCUAUGAGAACCUCGUUCCCGGCGGCUGGCAAUACGAAGGCUGUUCAAGCACCGCCGAUCCGUUUGGCAUCAACCAAGGGCUUCACUUUCGCGAGAGACCCGAUCUCACCCCUAGUUUGUGCCGCGACUUGUGCCAAAAUCACAACGUUCUUGGCUGGUUUGCUCUCCACGAUGACGAGUGCACUUGCUCCAAGCUCGAUCCCAAGCCUGCGAACCUCCCAGCCGUCGGCUUCCUCGGCAACUGCGACACUCCGUGCCCGGGCAACCACAGUUUUACCUGUGGUGGUUUGAACAGCACUUCACUCUACAAGCACUGCGACGGUACUGGCGAUGUAUGCCACAACUACGAGUUCACGCAGUGGCCCACUGACUACAAGAGACUUCCGAAGCGCUUCGUCUCCAAGACCGAUGAGUACGAGACUAUUGCCGUUGGUGGUGAGAAAAGAACCGUCGUCGACGUCGACGAGGACCCGGCCAGCAACAGCCAAUCCUCCGACGUGCUCAAACCCGUCGUCAGCGGCGCCCGCCUUGAAGGCUCCCAUGAACAGUCGGUUUUCAUCGGCUACAAAGUCUGCGCGCGCCACUCCGGACAUUUGAAGCACACGGCCGCCGACGGCGGCAUCACCUGCAGCGUCAUCGAGGGCUCCCGCGCCGAGAGCGUGGCCGCCGCCUUCAUCGACUGGGCCAUCGCCGAGUACGCACUCGACGCGCAUGCCGCCUAUGCCUCGCCUGAGGACGUGCUUGACGCGCGCAUCGCGCAGCUACGCAUGGCCGAAUUGCACCGGCUGCGCCCGCGUGUCAUGGGCAUGGAUGCUGUGCUCGCCGUCCUGCUCGUCUCGAGCUUCUGCCUACUCGGCAUCACCCUCAUCGCCAAGAACCACGAGCUGUGUGGUGCCCACCGCCGCGCCAGCCAAGUGCACAAUGACAUCGAGCUCGCCACUCGCCUGCUUGACAUGGACCCGGCCGUCUUCGAAAUGCUGUUCGCCAAGUACGCCGCUUUGAAGGCUAGGCGGGACGAGCUGGAGUUGCAGCGCAACAGGAUCGUGGAGCCGGAUCGUGAGAAAGACUUGAAUGCUUCGUUCUCCUCUUGA
This is a messenger RNA of Diplodia corticola, 2085 nucleotides long. RefSeq names its product wsc domain protein. The record is from RefSeq and is a predicted model, not a curated record. Lineage: Eukaryota; Fungi; Ascomycota; Dothideomycetes; Botryosphaeriales; Botryosphaeriaceae. The coding region runs from base 1 to 2085 and encodes 694 amino acids. The transcript is spliced from 2 exons.